CACGCUCCUAACUCACUCACUCACUCACGCCUCUGCAUCUUGGGUUCGACCUUACAGUCUGCUCUCCUUGAUUCUCAAGCUCGACCUGGCCAUCUCUACACUAACAACAUCUUUGUCUUCAGCACACUCCUUGUAGACUCCCACCGACUUCUGGUCUAAGGCAACCGGCCUGAUACCCCGCCAACACACUCACUCUCUUGAACAAACCACGUUACAGUCAAGAUGCCGGCGGCAUCACCUCAGACAGUCAAACUAAAAUCCACCCUGCGCCUAUUGAUUCCACGGCUCCGCAAUGCGCAAAAGAAAGACACGGCGCUCUCGAUCGCGGCGAGGCGUGAAAUGGCCGAACUCCUCUCACAAUCGCGCGAGGCCUCGGCGCGCAUCCGCGUCGAGAACAUCAUCCACACCGACAUCACGGUCGAACUGAUGGAGAUCCUCGAGCUCUACGCCGAACUCCUCCUCGCCCGCGCGGGCCUGCUCGACGUGCGUGACAAAAACAUCAAGGAAGGUCUGAAUGUCAAUUCCACAUCGGAGGGCGAAAGUAACAACAGCAACAACAAUACCGGUCUCGAAGAGGCGGCGGCAAGCAUCAUAUACUCGGCACCGCGACUGGCGCGCGACGUCAGGGAGCUCGGGCUCGUGCGGAACAUGCUGAUCGAGCGGUUCGGCAAGGAGUUUUCGAUGCGCGCCAACGAGAAUCAGGACGGCAUCGUGCCGGCGCGGGUCGCGGACAAAUUGAAGGUCGACCCGCCAAGUGCGAGGCUGGUCCAGGCGUACCUCGAGGAGAUUGCGCGCGCGUACGGCGUGGACUGGCCGCCGAACCGGGAAGAUGUGGAUGAGUUGAGCAGGGAGGUCGACAACGAAGAACAAGAACGAGCCGCGGGGAUCGACGAUGAUGACGACGAUGAUGGUGUAGGAGGAGGAUCAAAGGAGCUGCCCAUCCUCGCGGAGGGUGCUGCACCCGCGACACCACAGAAACCGCCGAACAAGAUCGACAUCGGGUCCUUGCAGAGGGCGACGCCGCCGUCCAGUCUAGCGCCCGGAGGUGCGAAGAGUCCAGUCUCUGUGGCGCCCCCAGCACCGCGGUCGGACAAUCCAAGUCCAAAGGUCAAGUUGCCCGGCGGAGGGGAGAUCGGAAAGGAUAUCAAGUCUAGACCGCCGCCGGCGACGGGGUCAACGACGAAGGGAAAGGCGGCUCCAGCGGGAGGAGGAGGAACCUCCGCAGGUCUUUUGCCAGGAAAGGUUCCUACAGUGGAUGACUUGGCCAAGAGGUUCCAGGCGCUGAAAAGAUGAUGAUGGUUGGGUACUCCAUGAGAAUGUGAACAUUUUGUUACGACUACCCUAUGAAGGUCCGGAAGCGGGAGGCUUCUAGCAUUCCAGACUUUCCGACACACUGUCCGCUCAUCCAUUUGUAGAAUUCAUGUUGACCGGGAGGAAUUGAUUGCCUGGCGGCCUCCCCUCCUGUCUUCGACUGUCGAUGUCAGACAGUCACGGGGAAACGUCAACACGAGAUAGCGACACCGAGCUUCAGCCUGGACAGACCAAUCCACCGCGACAAUUGUGAGCGCCGCUGGAUUUUGGCCGUUGAUCGAGCAUUUAAUGCUCCCUCCAAGUCGCAGACUUUAUACAGCUGUUAUGAUGUUCGGCUCGUCCGUGCUUG
Exophiala xenobiotica is the source of this 1660-nucleotide messenger RNA. RefSeq lists its product as uncharacterized. The transcript has 2 exons. The coding region runs from base 223 to 1293 and encodes 356 amino acids. Lineage: Eukaryota; Fungi; Ascomycota; Eurotiomycetes; Chaetothyriales; Herpotrichiellaceae. Gene Ontology annotation, biological process: protein transport. The record is from RefSeq and is a predicted model, not a curated record.